CAGAAAAGGUUCAAAGUGAAAUAAAAAAAAUCUAGAAUGUGAAUAUUUCGGCCAAGUUUUUUUACCCCAAAAUGAGUCGAUCGGGGGCAGAAAUACGAGCAAGGCCACAACCACAAAGUCUUCAGAAUGUCAGAAUGAGCAGUACCUUAAAUUUUAUAAAGCGUGAACAACAGUCCAAAAUGAUUCAGGACCGAGUUAGCUUUGUGGAAAAACAUUUUGGACAUUUGUGUGACACAAUGUCAUCAAUAACUAGAAAGUGUGCCAGACUAAGGGAUAAAGGUGAUGAGUUGGCCAAGAAUUUAGUGGACUACACUGAGGCAGAGUCAAUGAACCCCAGUAUUGUCAGAAAUAUAAGUGAAUUUGCUUCGAAUAUAUCUACCAUCCAGGAUUAUAGACAGGCAGAAGUUAUGAGGUUAGACACAAAGGUUAUACAGCCUUUAAUGAAUUAUGGAAUAAAAUGUAAACAAACGAAAAAUGACUUAAAAUCUGCAUUUGCUGCCCAGGAUCGUGAACAAUCUCAGAAGAAAAAAUUAGAACAAUUAAGACAGAAAAGUCCAGGAGACAGAAAUAAACUAUCUAUUGCUGAAACUGACUUACAGAAGGCCAGUGUAGAAGCUUCAAGAAUAUCAAAAGCUCUACAAGAACAAAUGGAUAAAUUUGAAAUGGAAAAGUUACGAGAUAUAAAGAAAAUAAUGAUGGAUUUUGUAAAUAUUGAGAUGACAUUUCAUGCAAAGGCCUUAGAAGUAUAUUCACAGUGCUUUAAUAAUGUUGCUGCAAUAGACAUAGAUGAAGAUAUUGAGGAAUUUAGAGACAAAUUAUUACCGCCUAACUCAGCAAUCAGGAUGAAUUUAGUUAGAUCUAAUUCUUACAAUUCUCUGAAUUCUAAUAAUAAUUCUGGUGGUGGAGUUACCCCUCCUAUUGCUGGUACACCAUCCACACAACCAAGAGGUCUCCAAAGGCAACAGUCAGCUCCUGUACAACAGCAGACGACACCAACAAAACCACAUGUUCAUGCAUCACCUGCCAGUUUAAGGUCACCCUCAAGGUCACAGUCAGCACAACAUGCAUCCUCAUCACACUCCACUCCGUCCAGAACGAAUUCUCUACCAAAUGCUCAACCUAAGAAACUGAUUCCAGUUUCCAACGGUUUAAGAGGACAGAUUGAAGAUGAUGACGAUGAUGAUGAUGAUGACGAUGAUGAGGAUGAAGAUGACGAUGAUGACGAUGAUGACGAUGAUGAUGAUUAUGACGAUGAAACAACAGAAGCUAUAACAGAACGUUCAGAAAAACCUAUACCUGGUGUACGACAAGUUCAACAAUACAAUCCUGAUGCUAAAACGAGAUUUGAUUCUAAAAAAUAAUGAAUGUUUUCAGAAACUAUGUAAUUCUGAUAGGGAUUUAGUUUUAACUAUACUUAUUUAGUUAAUCAAUGUUACAAAUGAACCUUACAUUAAAACAAUUAGAGUGAUUAAAAAAAGAAUGUUUUGACUUUAGCCAUCCUGUUUUCUGAGGAAUUUAGAAUCAAGUUAUGACAAAAUGAUAUAAUUUCAUAUUUUGAUAAUAAUUACCUAUGAUGGGUUUAAGGUACAUGUACCAAUACAUUUGGGAUAGAUGAGUUUAAGGUACAUGUACCAAUACAUUUGGGAUAUGAUGCAUUGAAAUUGAUGUCUUUUAGAGAUUAUUUUUUUAAGAGUCUAACCUAUAUAUUUGUGAUCUCUACUCACAAUUCUUUUAGCAAUGUUUGGUGUAGUUUAUGAUUAUUUUUUGAAGUAAUAUUUCCAUACUGAUAAAGUAAUAUAUGAGCAAUAUGUAUGUAUAAAGAAGAGCAUUUUUAUUCCUGGUAGAUUUUUGGAAGGUCUUAAAUGAUCGAAUAGUAAAAUUGAACAUUAGAUCAACAUCAAGCUGGCCAUUAGCCUGGCCUUUAUCAAUAAUAUAUGCUGCAGUAAUAAAUCAAUGGCAUGAACUGUUUGAAGUCUUACUACAAUUCCUAUCAUUCAUUGCAAUAUGACUGUUUUACUGCUGGCCCUCAAAAUCUAUCUGGCUUAUGUUGAAAUCCUCUACUACAAUUACAUAGUUUCUGAAUUAUUCUGUUGUAAUGCUGUGUAUUUACCUCACAAUAGGACAGUAUUAAUUGUUGCCUUGUUGAAUGUAAGUUAUUUAUAAAUUGAGCAUGAUUGUCCUAGUUGAUGUAAAAUCUAUUUUUAUAUGUAAAAUCUUUCCAAAUUCAUACAGGAGACAUUUUUUUUUAUUCUUAUGUUUUUUUCUUCAAAUGGUUAAUAAAGGGAAAAUUCCCAAUUACAAGUGCCUUCAUUUCAUAUGAAUGCAACCAUAGAAAUAAAGUUUUCACAAUUUUUGUCAUGUGUAAAAGAAGAUAUGAUCUAGUGUUUUUUUAUUUUGCCAUUUAUUCAUUAUCAUUGUUUUAUUUUAACAGUUUCACAGUAAAUAAACAACACACAUUCUACACACCAUUUUUUUAGUUAGUGCAUUUUACUACACAUACUAUUAGUUUUGAUUUACUGCUAGAUUUUCAUGAUAUUAAAGUUGCAUUUAUAGAAUAUUUAAUUUCUAAAAAAUCAUAUUUUUGUAUAUUUUUUGUUACAUUUUUAAUAUAACUACAUGUAAGUAAGGAGAAUUACUCUUAAAACUAUCAAAACUGGUUAUUAUGCAAUUUCAUUGAGUGUUUUUUAUGAAUAAAAUAUUAUUGAGUUUGGCUGUCUAAUUUGAAGCAAAAUGCCAACAAACAGAUCUGUAAUAAAUAAUUGAUUAUUUUCAAUAUGCAGUGUAAGCUGGGUGUAAUUUUAUGAAUCCGUCCAUAUUGUGCCAUUUAUGUAUGAAAUAUUUGUAGUUAGUUAUUCCUAUAAAGGUAAUGACUUUUACUUAAGAAAACAAAUAGGUUGUAUGUAGCUUUUGCACCAUUUCUUAUUCUCGAAAACCCACUAUGCAGUUGAAAUCCAAAAUUUCCACAAAGUUAGUUUUCUUCAACUCAAUAGAUAAAUAUACUCCAGAGUAUAACUAAAUAUAAAAUACUUUUUUAGAUUUAUUUAAGAGAUUACAUUCACAUUUACUAUGACCUAUAUAUGAGUUGCAAAGAAAUAUAGAUUUAGUUAAGUAUGUAUUUUUAUCUAGUCGUCUAGUUUUUCUGCCAAAUUGGGAAAGUAUAGGCAAACAUAUUAAGCUUCAAUGACACAGAUAGAAUUGUGCCUUCUUUGUCCAUAUCUUAAAGACCUAUUGUGUAUUCAACGAAUCAAUUAUACUCACGUCUAAAGUAGUUUUGUCCAUUGGUGGUCUUUGGCUGGUGUCUGCUCUUUGGUCGGGUUUUUUUUUUUUUUUUACACAUUUCCCAUUUCCCAUUUUCAAUUUUCUUGUGUAGUAUAGCUCUGUUCAGCACUGUUUAUCAUCAUUUGUGUAACAUAUUACACUUCAGACUUGAGUGACAUUUGUUAAAUUGGUACUAAGGUCAAUUUCUGAGAAACAUAUUGUCAUAUAUCAACCAUAUUUUAUAUCUUAGUCUUCUUAUAUGGUACAAUUCUGUUCAGCUAAAUUGAGAUCACAGUUGACACCAUUUUUCCCAAAGUUUUUCCUUUUUGAAGGGGCAUUCCUACACAUACUUGUCCUUUAGUUUUGAUUGAUAGUCCUCUCAAGAGGGGGCAGGACCUUUCUCGAGACGUCAAAAUUGGGUGUUUUUAAGCUCGAGAUUUUGGGAUUGAUCCUUUCAGGAUGGGGGUUUUCUUUUAUCAAAUUUCAGGAUGUCAGGAUUUUUUUUUUAAAUUCGGGACCUAGGGAUUUCAUGUUUUUAAGCCUGGGAUUUUGUAAUCAGGACCCCUUCAACCACCCUCUCUCAACAGCAGACAUUUCAUGUACCAUGCACAUGUCCAUAUUUUUAUUAUAAUCUAGUUUCAUGAAAAGUUUAAUCAAAAGACACAAAAAACAGAUCUUAUGCAUUUAUAUAUAUAUCACAUUAGCAAAAACUCUAUUUGAUAUGAUUCCUGGUAUAAAUCUUCAAUUUUUUCCCCAUUUGAGUUAUGAAACAUCUAUUUUUAUAUGUUUUUAUCAAGAUCUGUUAUUUAUAUAAAAUGUUUUACACAUAAAAUUGCACAAAAAUUGACAGCUUUUUUUUUUAAAAGUUCUGAAAUCCAUUUACCACUUUUCAUGCAUUGUAUUCUUUUUUAGUUACAGUAAAACAUAGUUCACUGAAACAAAAGAAAAGUAAGCAACUUGUAGUCUUCUUUUGAAAUACAUGUAGCUAUAUUAUUUUGUGGUUCAAAGAUGAAGUUAUAUAAUAAUCUAUUAGCCUUAUAGCAAAGCCCUUCCAAUACCUAAGAUAAUACUUUAGCUGUAGCACAUAAAGCAAUUCGCUGCAAAACAAGCAAAAAAGGCAAUUAGCAGAAAUACUUGAUUUCAUUAGGAAAUUGCCCCCUCUGAAGACCUAGUAUAUUUCUGAGGAAGAAAGAUCUUUUUAUUUUUUAUCUAAAUUACUUAACUUUAAAAAAAUACACAUUAUAGUCAAAAUAUUAUUUUAUUUGUAAACACUAUUUAUUGUUUAUCAUUGAUGAUAUUGUUAUGGCUGUUUAAAUGGUAUGUGAUUGGUUAACAUAUUAAUUUGAGACAUUUUGAUCAUAAGAAUUGUCUCAAGACAUUUGCGAGUUAAUAUGAAAAUUAGAUAUAAGAUCAAAGAAAAAAUGAGAGAGAUUUUCCUUUCGAGGGAAUCUGUUCUUAUGAAGAUUUGAAAAGUUGUCAUAUGUGCUUAAAAAAUAUAUAUGUAAUUGCAUUGGUUAUUUAUAUGUUAUCGUUUGCAUUUUAAAAAUAAAAUAAUGAAAC
Mytilus trossulus (common blue mussel) is the source of this 4818-nucleotide messenger RNA. Its product is annotated as CBY1-interacting BAR domain-containing protein 1-A-like. The transcript is spliced from 9 exons. Gene Ontology annotation, cellular component: ciliary transition zone; ciliary basal body. The record is from RefSeq and is a predicted model, not a curated record. The coding region runs from base 72 to 1361 and encodes 429 amino acids. Gene Ontology annotation, biological process: cilium assembly. NCBI's taxonomy places the organism in Eukaryota, Metazoa, Mollusca, Bivalvia, Mytilida, Mytilidae.